UUUUUUUUUUUAAGAUUCUGGUUUGUUUAUACGGCUGUAGUGUUCAGUGCCUGCGAGCAGCUUGCCAAUAGACGUGUACUGUUAGUAGGGAGCUGAUUUUUGCUUUUGCUUUUGCAUUCAUGGACGAUGCUUUGCCCUGCACAACAAAAUAUUAAGUGACAGAGGCCACUUGGCUAUAAGUGGUGCUCAGGUAGCUAGAAUUGUAGUCGCAAUGUAUCUGGCUAGCUAGUCAGCACAUUAUAGCUAUCGUAAUGAUGUGACGUUGACAGGAAAGUGUUUUCAAGCCGACCAAGCCCUUUUCUUAACAGCCUUAAGGUCGAAGAGGCGCAAAAUACAGAUGUGUCAGCGCGCUUAACUCGUUUGCAAGCUAGGCUUUUCGGUAAAGUGGGCAAGCUUAGCGAAAGAGCUAAAUUCAUGUUAGCAUGGCGUCAGACACAAGUGACACGGAGGAGUUCUACGAUGCUCCAGAGGACGUACAUUUCAGCCCAUCUCCUAAAGUGUCUCCUGCAAAGUUUGCCAUUCCUUCCCCAAAGCUCUCCCGAAGAUCUGAUGACAUGUGUCGUGAAGGAGCUGCCGCCGAUGCUACUCAAGAUGAUUCCCUACAGAUUAUUGAUAGCAUCAUUGAGGAGAGCCAAAAGGAAAAUGGUUCUGCUGCUGUCGCUGAGCUGUUGGAUCAACUCCAUGUCGACGUGACUGUGGAAGCAGAGUCAAAGGAAGAGAGCGACAACGCUCAGGAAAUUCCUGUGGAGCCGUCAGCUGAUGAAUCUCAACCUCUUGAGAGACCAGCAGCUGAGGAGCAACCGGAAUGUGUGGCGUCAAACGGAGUGUGUUCUUUAUCUGUCCCCGAUCCCGCUGACCUUCCGGGACCUUCAGUUGGAACACAAGAAAGUGUUCAACCCCCGGACAUCACCAGCACAAUAGGACAGAUUCAGCCAGAUGGGGAGCUUGCGGUUGCAGAAGGGGAGCAGGAGCAGAGGCCCGCUGACAUUUUAGAGCGGGUUGCGUUCACAGACAGGCCAACAGACUCUUUAGACACAUCUGGGCCUACUAAACCCCCACGGCAGUUCACGGUAGAACCAGACAUUGUAGCCAGCACCAAGAAGCCUCCACCCUCGAGACCACCGCCUCCCAGUGGAGGUCCUCCACCUAGACCGCCACCUCCGUCUUGGCAGGGUCUCCCUUCCAAGAAGUCUCAGGAGUGUCUCAGACCCAGUGGGCUUGAAGUAUCUGGAGUGAGUCCAGUUAGCGGCGACCCUCUGGAACCAUCUGGUCUGAUGUCUCCAAGUAGCACUGUGAGGAGUUUGACCAGAGAGCUGCAGCACUCCUUGGAUCUGGCCAGUGCCACCAGUGGGGACAAGGUGGUGACCGCUCAGGAGAAUGAGGGUGAAGAAGUAUCAUCUCAGGGUGAAGGACAAACUCCAGGCCCCCAGCGGCCACGCUCCAAUUCGGGUAGAGAACUCACUGACGAAGAAAUCCUGGCCAGCGUGAUGAUAAAGAACCUGGACACUGGAGAAGAGAUCCCACUAAUACAGGCAGAGGAGAAGCUUCCUGCUGGUAUCAACCCCCUCACUUUGCACAUCAUGAGGAGAACCAAGGAAUAUAUCACGAAUGAUGCAGCUCAAUCAGAUGAUGAUGACAAGUCUCAGGCUCAGCUGGCAGACACAGAUGGUGGAAAACUAAAACAGAGAACAACUCAGUUAAAGAAAUUCCUGGGCAAGUCCGUGAAGAAGGCCAAGCAUCUCGCUGAGGAAUAUGGAGAGAAAGCAGUAAACAAAGUAAAAAGUGUUCGCGAUGAAGUUUUCCACACAGAUCAGGACGAUCCAUCCUCCAGUGAUGACGAGGGGAUGCCUUACACCAGGCCUGCCAAGUUUAAGGCAGCACACAGCUUUAAGGGUCCUUUUGACUUUGAUCAAAUCAAGGUUGUGCAGGAUUUGAGUGGAGAGCACAUGGGGGCCGUAUGGACAAUGAAGUUCUCUCACUGUGGUCGGCUUCUGGCAACGGCUGGCCAAGACAACGUGGUUCGCAUCUGGGUCUUAAAGACAGCCUUUGACUAUUUCAAUAACAUGAGGUUGAAAUACAACACGGAAGGUCGAGUGUCACCUUCUCCAUCUCAGGAAAGCUUAUGCUCCUCCAAAUCUGACACUGAUCCUGGGGCAUGUUGUGCCCCGGAGGACCCAGACACCGAAGACAGGAAUGCUCCUUUUCGUCAAGUCCCCUUCUGCAAGUACAAAGGCCACACCGCAGAUCUAUUGGAUUUGUCCUGGUCAAAGAACUUCUUCCUGCUCUCGUCGUCCAUGGACAAAACGGUCCGAUUAUGGCACAUAUCCAGGAGAGAGUGUCUCUGCUGCUUUCAGCACAUUGAUUUUGUCACCGCCAUCACUUUCCAUCCCAGAGAUGACAGGUACUUUUUAAGUGGCUCACUGGAUGGAAAGCUGCGGCUGUGGAACAUUCCAGACAAAAAGGUGGCACUGUGGAACGAGGUGGACGGUCAAACGCGCCUCAUCACUGCUGCCAACUUCUGUCAAAAUGGGAAGUAUGCAGUCAUUGGAACCUAUGAUGGAAGAUGCAUCUUCUAUGACACAGAGCGUUUGAAAUAUCAUACCCAAAUACACGUCAGAUCCACCAGAGGCAGGAAUAAAGUCGGACGCAAAAUCACAGGAAUUGAACCGUUACCUGGAGAGAAUAAGAUUUUGGUGACCUCAAAUGAUUCCCGUAUCCGCCUCUACGACCUGCGGGACUUGUCUCUAUCCAUGAAAUACAAGGGUUACGUCAACAGCAGCAGUCAGAUUAAGGCCAGCUUCAGCCACGACUACUCUUUUAUCGUCAGUGGCUCAGAGGAUAAAUACGUGUACAUCUGGAGCACUUACCAUGACCUGAGUAAGUUCACAUCUGUACGGCGGGACCGCAAUGACUUCUGGGAAGGGAUUAAAGCACACAAUGCUGUGGUCACAUCAGCCAUUUUUGCGCCUCACCCCGGUCUCAUUGUCCCACAAGAGAGUUGUGCAGAAAAACCAGAAGCAGAGUGCAAGAGCCUGGACUCCACAGAGUCUGAAAUGAUUCCCUCAGGUGCCCUUAAGACAGAUCACACUGAGGUUUUGCUGUCUGCUGACUUCACUGGAGCCAUCAAGGUGUUCAUCAAUGUGAAGAAAUACUAAACAUAUGUUUGGGCCCGUCAGGUGACCAUUUUCACGCACCCAGAUGCGUAACGGUUAUGGCUCUGGGCUUACGAGCAGAGCAAAACUAGAAAUGUGAGAGGGGGUGUCAGUUUAUUUCAUCUUCAAUACCAAGCAACUGCGUGUAGUGUUGCAUUUAUAAAACACUGUAAUUGCCAUCGUAGUGCAAAUUGUGGUUUCAGCAGAAACAAAUGUGUCCAGGUGGUGUUCACUGACAGCUGUGUGGGGAUCCAUACAGAUCAUUUCUAACUCUUGCAAGACACCAUCUCCUGGGUCACACAUUUCAACGUGUCUUGAAAUUGUGGUGAUUGUACAAAUGUUGAGUCACCAACCAAUUAUUUGUGCCUAAAAAAAAAAAAAAAAUCUAGAUCGCUUUUAUAGGUGUUUAAGCCUCUCAACAUUUCGUCUGCUGACAAUACAGGAAAUCUGUACAUUUAUUAUUGUUAAACAGGGCCAGGUAUCUUUAAAAUAUACUUUUUUGAGAAACACUACUGGCUCUACAUUUGAUACAUUUCACUAUUUAGAAAAGACUGUAGAUUUACAAUGUAACAUUGCACAUUAAUGCUUUUGUAAGCAACUUAACGCUCUGUUGAUGUCCUCAAUAAAAAUGCUUAAUAUUUUUAAGCAGUGUUGAUACCUGGCCCUAGCACCUCCUGAGAAGAACUCGCACACAAAUGCAUAUAAUCACUGAGUGAUUUAAUGUCUCAACAUUGCACAUAUCAAGUUAUUUUGUAAACAAACAAAACAAAAAUAGAAUUAGUGUCCAAAUAUGAUACAAAAGAGAGCAGAACGCUUGCAGGGGAUAUGUGUUUGGGACCAAGACAACGGAGCACUGUAAGUGGUGGACACCUGCUGGCUGACGCAGGCCUGGAGUCCAGAGUCAAUGUUUACUCUUCUUUGUCUUCUUAUGGGAGCGAUGUGGAGACUGUGACCUGGACCUCCGUCCCCUCCAGUCUGGAGAUGGAGAUCGGGACCGUUUGGACUGUCUGGGACACCUGAGGUGGGGGGGGGAGAGGAUAGAAUUAACUUUAAGAACAGCGGUCAUGAUUAAUAUAUUCUUUGCACACUCCAGACAUCUCAUGGCACUUGCUUUAAAGGAGUGAUGCUAUUGGAUUUCUGGGUGUGCUUAUCAGAAUCUCGGCUCCGUUGUCUGUCUCCAUCUUCGCUUCUUUUGCUCUUCUUUUUGUCCUUUCUGUCCUCCGUUGAUCUCUCUUUAGAUUUGGAUGAUGAUCUCUCUGGCUUUGCUUCAUCAUCUGUUUCAAACUCCUACAGGAGACAGUAAAAGAGUCUAAAAAGGUAUAAAAAAAACUCACUCGUGUUGGUUCUCUGGGACCAGUUUGUUCAUUAUAUAUUUAUAUAUAAUCACACCAAGCUACACUGUUUUUUUGUGCUCCUAAUUAUACUGAUGCACACACUUGUCAGUGCGGCCAAUGCAAAAUUUGUCAUUAAAGAAAUAUUUAUCUUACAGAGUGGCCACUGCUUUUCUUGCUUCACAGCAUGAUCCAAAUACCUUCUGUAGAAGUUUAUUCCGGUAUUGCUCCACAUGCUGUUGGAUGCUCAUUCCAGGUUUCCUCUCUCUCUUGCCACUUUCCAACUCAUCUUGGACCUUCAUAACCUUCAACUGGAUUAAACAGGUUCAGUUAAACUGUCUGUCCGGGGCUGCUGUUGAAAUACGAAGGUGUACCUCCAUUUCCCCAUGUAAUUAAAAAUGUUUUUCCAAUA
Dunckerocampus dactyliophorus (ringed pipefish) is the source of this 4895-nucleotide messenger RNA. RefSeq names its product WD repeat domain 44 (gene wdr44). Gene Ontology annotation, molecular function: protein binding. The transcript is spliced from 20 exons. Bases 423 to 3155 code for a protein of 910 amino acids. NCBI's taxonomy places the organism in Eukaryota, Metazoa, Chordata, Actinopteri, Syngnathiformes, Syngnathidae. The record is from RefSeq and is a predicted model, not a curated record.